This is a messenger RNA of Saccostrea cuccullata (small rock oyster), 7970 nucleotides long. Its product is annotated as SURP and G-patch domain-containing protein 1-like. The coding region runs from base 77 to 2644 and encodes 855 amino acids. The record is from RefSeq and is a predicted model, not a curated record. Gene Ontology annotation, molecular function: RNA binding. The transcript has 12 exons. Gene Ontology annotation, cellular component: nucleoplasm. NCBI's taxonomy places the organism in Eukaryota, Metazoa, Mollusca, Bivalvia, Ostreida, Ostreidae. Gene Ontology annotation, biological process: RNA processing.
AGCAGCUGGAAAAUCAAACUCUAGUUUGGAAAAAAAUGAAAAGAAAGAUGAAAAAGAAAGUAAGCCUGAUACAAAAAUGAUGACUGUAAAGGAUCUAAAAAUGGAUUCUCAGACUUUGCAAGCAGUUUCUAGACCUGAAUCAAAAACUUGCAACCCACCAAGACAAAUUGAUGAUAGAGCUUUGAAAGAUGCUGGUAAUAAACCAGGAAUCAUAGAACAAGAUAAUUCUCCAGCAAGUCAAACCUCUUCUAAUAAUCAGAGAGUGCUUCAUACUGGUCCAUUGCAGCCUCCUGUAAGUCAUAAUAAAAUUAGGGGUCCAGCUACUCAGCAACAGGUGCCUUCCACUCCACAACAGGCUCCUCAGUCUCCAUCUCAGCAGCAGCUACAAUUCCAUGGAGGUCAACAGCAGGCUCCAAUCAGGCAAUUACCAAAGUUGCAUCCCAGUGGACCUCCAACAGGACAGAUAUUGUCAGGUCUACAGAGUCCUAACUUCCAACAAAGUCCUCCUCAGACACCUCCUAAUGUAACUUUACCACCCCAUUCAGUGGCUUUUUCAAAAGCUCCAACAUUACAGGACAAUCCCUCUUUUUUGCACCCGAAUCCAAAUACUCCAGCUCAACAAAAUAGAUUUGGAGGUCCACCUCCUCCUGGACCCAACUCUGGAAUAUUUUCUCAAGGACAGCCUGCUAUGCCUCCUGGUUCACAAGCUCCCCGUUUUGGACCCCCAAAUUCUUUUGGUGCACCUCUUCCUCCACAGUCUCAAAGGCCUCCUGUACCUGGAACAUAUGGACCUCCAAAUCCUCCACCUCCCCAAGGACCAGGGAAUUUUCCACAAUCAUCUACUUCCUCACCUUCUCAGUUCAGUGGCUAUAACCAACAACCUUCCCAUCAAAAUGCAGGAAACUUUCCACAGAAUCAACCUCCUGCUCAAAAUUAUGGAGGACCUCCUGCCCCUCCACAAGUAGCACCCUUUGGUCAGCCCCAUGCACAGCCACCUCAAAUAAACUCUGGACCAUUUGGCAAUGUGCCUAAUUCAAAAGUUCCUAAUAGACCCCCUGCUACACCAAAUUCAUUUGGGGGACCACCUCCUCCACUACAGAUGGCAAAUUUUGGAGGUUCCACCCAGUCUUCACAUCAUGUUCCACCUUCUGCACCUGGAAGCUUUCCAGGACAACCCCAGAUAUUGCCUCCCCAGUCAUCAGCUACAUUUGGAAUGCCAUCAGGUGGACCUACUCCCCAAAUGACUCAUGCAGGGAGUAUAUAUGGAAUGCCUCCUCAACAACCUGGUUCACUUUUGCCUUCUCCUAUUAAGCCCGGAGAAGAAAGAAAUGUGUUUGGAAAAUAUGGUCAAGUUGUUCUGAAGGAGAAGACUGCGAUCAAGCAGGAAAAUUCCUCAUUGGACUAUGAUCCAUCAAUGCCCACAGAAGGUGACUCACCAGUUAAACUUGCCUUUGAUGAUGACAUCAAGCUAGAAAGAGACCAGAAAUCCUUACAUGUUGCUAUGCAGAUGAGAGCAAGUGGUAGCAGAGUAGGGAAAAAAAGACCAUCAGUGUUUGAUGAUACUGAGGAAGAAUCCACUCCAGUUUCUCCCCCAGAGGAUCCGGACACAGUGGUACUGGUGGAACAGAUGGCCUCCUUUUUUGCCCAGUGCUCUCCUGAAAAAGAAAAGCAGGCCCUGGAAGACUACAGGGAUAAUUCUGUGUUCUGGUUUCUGUAUGAAGAAACAAGUCAUGCACACCAGUACUUCAGGUUCAAAGUGGCAGAACUUAAGAAACAAAUGGGGGAUGGGAGUGAAGCUGAUAUGGAGGAAGUGGAUGGUAAAUCUGCUUCCGGAUUUAAAUUGAGGAAGAAAAAGAAGAGUAGGUGGGGUCCUCAGGAUGAUCAGCAGUCAAUCCAUCCUGUGGGAAUACCCUUCUCACAGGGUGUUGGCACAAAUGUUGUUAAAGCUAGGCCACCUCAAGUGACUUUGCAGGACUUUGCAAGGAAAAUGGUUGGUAGUGAUUCAUUGAACGAGGAUCAGAUAAAGCAAAUUCGUCACCAGCAAGAGAUGAACAUGAUGUAUGAGUUAAUUUUGGCCAAAAAGAAGGUAGAAGAAGCAGCUCUGAUGGCAGAGAUGACAUUAAUAUCCUCAGGUCCUGCAAAGAAAAAUAAAUAUGAGUAUGAUUCUGAUGAGGAAACUGAAGGCGGGACCUGGGAACACAAGCAGAGAAUGUCAGAAAUGGAAGCCACAAAAGAAUGGGCAGAAGCUCUAACAGAAGCUAACAAGGGAAAACAUUUUAUUGGUGAUUUCUUGCCUCCAGAUGAAUUGGAAAGAUUCAUGGAAACAUUCAGGGCAUUGAAAGAGGGCAGAGAACCUGAUUUGACUGAUUACAAAGAUUUUAAGCUGACCUGUGAAAACCUUGGGUACAAGAUGCUUCAGAAGUUGGGUUGGAAGGAAGGAGAAGGUUUAGGUGCUGAGGGUCAGGGUAUCAAGGAUCCAAUCAACAAAGGUUCGGUUUCAGUGGAUGGUAGAGGCAUUGGGAUGGAAAGACCAGCAGUCCUUGAGAAAGAUGAUGAUGAAUUUGAUGCCUACAGGAAGAGGAUGAUGCUGGCAUAUAGAUUUAGACCAAACCCUCUGAAUAAUCCAAGGAGACCUUACUAUUGAUAUGAAAGUAACAUCAUGUUGGCUAUAUGAAGAGAGUGCCAUCUUUUGUGUAAAUACAAAGAUUAAUAGAUAUGUGUAUAUGAAAGUCCAGGAGUGAAUAACAGACAGACAUCAUUAAAAAUAUUUUUGUUUGAUGUAUCCCAGCCCACUUUUUCAAUGUCUGUAUUAGGUAGUUAUUAUCAUUAAGGUCUUGCAUCUUCAGCAGAAGAUCUUAGUGUUAUUGUUAGGUUUCUUUUCCACUAUUAUAUUAUUAUUUUUAUUAUUAUUAUAGUAUUUUUUUUCUAUUUUGUGCACGUGGGGUUCUUGAGAACGGCUCGUUCAGUUUUCAUGAAAAUUUCAGGUCUGAUAGAAAAAUAAAAAAAUUAGAUAUAAUAAAUUUUUUCACAGGAGCCUGAAGUUUUUGUCGUCAAAAGAAAAACUCUGGAAAAAAAUUUCCCACCCUCAAGUAAAAAAAUGCCAAGAUGGCAAUGUGUUUUAGAGGGACCCACCUAAACAAAUAGAUCUGGGUUUGGCCAGAAAAAUUUCGUGACUAAUUCAGUAUCUGGAGUGUUUGUGCUACCUAUUCAAGUUAAAAAAUCCAAUCUGCUUGACAACUUCGGGCCAUGCAUGGCCCUUUUUCCACUUUGACAGCUCAUCCUGGACUCCAUGCCACUUAACUGGAAGUGAAUCCCGAAGUGCUUCGUACAGGAUUAUUGCUUCUAAAACUUUCAAUCGAAAAGUAUACCCUGAGAAAUUACAUACUUUAUAUAGCUUCUAAUUUAAACAACUUUUAUGAAAACUAAAGAAAAAAUAAAAGUUAAAUGUGCUAAAGAAAAAUAUUGGGUAGGAAGGAUUUUGACAGAUGGGUCAGAAUACAUUUAACAAAUCAAUUUUUAUUAUUGGCCUCAGUCUUAAUCAUGUGGGUCAUUUGAUCCAUAGGCACUGGUGACUUAUAGUUUUGAAAACAAUGAUUGAACACUUUUAAUAAUUGCAUGUCAGUUAUUGAUUUCCUUCUUAAUCAGUAAAUGGUAGUUUUGGGCAGUCUUUUAUCUCUAUUGGGCAAAGGUGCAGGCCUUUAGAUCGCUUAGAAAAAAAACUGAGGUGUUAAAAAAACAUAUCUUUUUUUACACACAAAUUUUUUUAAGCGAUCCAAAGGCCUGUGGGUAAAGGCCAGAAAAGUGAUGGUAAGCUGUCAAUAUAUCCUACAUGUUUCAACAGAUUUCUUAUUUUACUUACUUAUUUAAGAGAUAAUGUGACACUGUAUUGUGUAAGUAUAAAGUUUUUUUACUUGAUAUUUAUUAAUUGGCUCAUUACCGAGUUCAUAACAUGAAUUUCUGGUACAAAUAAGAAGAUAUGUAUCUUUUCAAGUAUUUUACAAUAAGAAUUGAGUUUAACAUGAUUUAACGAGGCCGAGUCUAAUUAUUUUUACCUUAGGGAUUUUGAUAGUUUUUCGUUAGUUAAUAUUUACUGUUAUAUUUAUUGUUUUAAGAUUGAAAAAUCAAAUGUUUACCACCCCAAUUUCUUAGGGGCCAUCUAAAAAAUUGUCAAAUUUUACUAUUGGAUCCUAUGGGAAUUUGUUGGAAUAGUGCCAAAUUAUCACAUUUUUCCCAUAUUCUUUGUAUUUCUGUCCUUAGAGAUUUCUUUUUCAGUCAAGUAUAUGAAAGUUAUUGUAAAAAGUCACCAAAUUGUGGAAUUUCAAAAAAGUUUACCAUUUUGGUUGAUCUAGGUCUUAAGAGCCAUUCUCUGUAAUGAUUUGAAAUUUUAUAUAGGAGCUGUGGCACGCUUAGUCUCAGAAUUUCUCCAAACUCUCUAUGAUAAAAGUUAUUGAUACCCUAAACUGAAAUCAGGCAAAAAUUGGUUGCUAUGUUUUAUAGUUACCAUGGCAACAUGUCUUAAAGUACGAAAAAUGGCAUUUUUUAACAUGUUUUGAGCCUCAUAGUUAACAUUUGCGGCAAAGCAAACAAUUGGCAAUGACUGUUUCCAAACGUUGAAGGUCAGAUGUCUCAAAUGCAUGAUAAACAUGUUUGGUAAAUCAACUAUUACAUAUGUUACUAUGGUAACAAAGUAUUCAAAAGUAAAAAAAAUAUUCAUUGAAUUUUAUAAAGUCAUACACGUUAAAAUAAAAAGCAGUUAUGGGAUGAAAUGUGACCAAAUAAUAGAAAAAAGAGCCUUGGAACAUAUACCAAGAACAACAUAUGGUAUUUCAUUUUGGUUGGCAAUGGUUGCCAAGGUUUUUAUACCACAGAGAGCCUUCAAAGUAACACUCUGUAUGUUUAAAUCUGAUCCUAUCUUUUAAAAAAGCACAUUUCCUCACAACUAAUGAUCAAUUUUUAAAGAUGUUGGUGUGCUCCUAGUUUUCCCAUUUGAAAAAAUUCAGAUUAGAUUCUUUAAAUAGAGCGUUGCUAUGGAAAUAAGCAGAAAAUACAUGCUUAAAAACCUGAAAAAUAUUUUCUUUCCUUGGAUACGUACCCUUAAAUGUAGAUACCCAAAACUUUUAUGAUUGAUAUUUAUUAACAGCUAACCUGACUUUUAAUUUUGACUAUCAUCCAAUCUCUAAGUGGAUGCAAGAAGUUGGCACACAGGGUUUAAUAUUGAUAUAAAGUUCACAAAAUCGAACAUUUUCCCUUCUUGGUAACCAUAGCAACAGUGUUGUUUUCUUCAUCAAAUUUUAUCAAUAUAUGAUAUUCAACUUCAGUUCUAACAGAUAAGUACUAUUCAAGCUGAGUGAGUCCUUUAAUUUGUUUCUUGAUUAAAUGGCAAUUUAAUUCUUAAUGCAGCGAAAAAUAAUUCACUUUUAAGCACUGGUACUUUGUUUCCAUGGUAACACUGCAAAGUAGCAAUUAUACCCAAUUUUUCUUAUGGUUUUGGUGUUGCAAGGUCCUAAAGAUGCAUAUUUGCCAGUCUUGAAUUUUCAUGUUUUUCCUGAAGACAGUAGCAUUAACCCAAUCUUAGUUACUGGUUUUGCAUGGUUACACUGUGUUACCAUGGUAACCAUAAAAGUUAUUCAUAGAAUAAUAUUGCUUAUACUUAUAUAGUUAAGGUCAAACAUUUUCAUUGUUUUUCUUAAGUUGCUGAUUGAGUUUGAGCAUGUAACACCUACCAUUAGUGAAUACGGAGUGUUUUUCAGCAUAUUUCAGCAUCUUAAUUGUAUUCCAAAUGUACCCUUGGUUACCACUUAUUUAGAGAUAUAUUCUAAACAGUUUCUUUACAAUAUAAGUGACAUCAAGGUGUCAUGUUUUUGUGAGAAUGGUUUGUUUGCUUUUUCUAGUUUUUAUUAAGCCACAGUCAAGAUUUAAAGUAGCUGAAAAUCUCGAUUUUUCAAACUUUUUCGGCUGUAGCCAUAGCAACCGAGACACAUAGCAACGAAAUUUUGUUUGAUAUUUGUUUCUGGUGUCAAGUUCUAAGCUUGGGUGAAGUUUCAUCAAAAUCGGUGACCAUGCGUGGCAACGAAGUUUAAGUGGUUACAGAGAAUGACUAUUAAUUACAAAGUUUAUUUUUUUGAUGAAUAAUACCUCUAAAAUAGCCAUAUUGCAGUAUAAAUACAUAUCUGUGCUGAUGAAUUAUCGGCGCAGAUAAUUUUUUUUGGUUAAAAAAUAGCAAUAUUUAGAUUGCUAGUAUGUUUCUUUUGAUGUUCUGUCAUCAGUUAUUAGUAUAAUAUCCAUGGACGUCUACGAACAUAUAAGCGAGUCGUGAGUCAUUCAUCAGUGUCAUGCAUUGCUUACAAAAUUGGAAAACAGUGACGUCGUUAGAGCCAUUUCAGCGUUUUUUUCUAAUAAUUGUCGUAAAAUCACAUUUUCAGACCAGAAGGCUUUACAGAUAAUGUUAAUUUUAUAUCAAAUUACAAUAUUUUGGAAAGGUGUACUGUCGCACUUAUGACUGCAUGAAAAUAAAAAGCUGCACAGUUUCAAACACACUCGAAUUAGACUCAGCCUCAUUAAGCUAAUAAUAUUUUAUUCCACACUGAAGUCAACUUGUACACAAGUUGUGAACAUGUUAUAAAUUUUGAAGAAAAAAAAAUUCUGAAAGCUCAAAAGAGAAAUAUUUUUAAAAGAUGCUUGAAUUUCUGAUUGUACCGACAAUAUCUAUGUGGUUUUUAUAUGCCCAUCUUCAGACGGGACGUAUUAUGUUAUACAUGUAGUGUUCAUGUCCGUCCAUCCGUCUUUUAGCUUUAUUGUGUCCAAUUCAUAACUUUAAUACUAUUAGCCCUAGAAAUAAUAUCAAACUUUGUCACCUGAUACAUAUUGAGUAGAAGAUUAAUAUUUCAUGUAUUUUAAUUAUCCCCUCUCGCAACUAGAUACGGAGGGGAUAUAGCAUCGUGAAUGUGCGUAUGUGUAUGUGUUAGUGUGUCCAUUACAGCUUGUGGGCAAGAUUUACAGAGAACCUUUUCAUUAACCACUCUCAGCCUUUAAAUACUUAUGUGGCACUAUAAAAGGAUGAAGCCUAUUCAUUUUCAAAUUUAUCAAUAGAAUAUUUCUUAAAAUAUAGCAUUUUUACUACCUCCUAACCCUGAAAUUUUAUGUACGACUUGACAAUGCUCACUUCCGCUUAUUUGGGUUGCUUCAAUAGGGAAAAGAGUACCAAUUAAUUUCCCAUAGAACUCUAUACAAACCUUAUGCCCUCCCAGUUAUUUACUAAUUCCUGAUAUCAUUUGAAAGUUCGUUCUAAGCACUUAUUAAAAACAUGAAAAAAAAAAAAUACCAUGCCGCAACGUUUAUAGGUCAAAUUUGCAGUUAUUUAGAACUUACAGCGAUCGGCAGUAAAUGAUACCCUGCCAAAAAUAUCAGUCCCCUUUUCUACAAUCUCCCCUGAUAUUUAUAUUUUCUGUAAUAUUCCUACAUUCCAUCACUUAUUUCAAAUAUUAAUAUUUUUAUUUUAAAAUGAAAAUAUUUACACACCUGAAUUCAGCCAAUCAGGUAAAGCCUACCCAUUUAGUACUCUGCUUCAUCUUGUUCAACCAGGAAAUGAUGUCAAACUUUCGGUGCAUUGGUACUCUUUUUCCUGUAAACUGACGUUUUAUGUAUAUCUUGUUCAACCAGGAAAUGAUGUAAACUUCCGGUGCAUUGGUACUUACAUAUUUACCUAUCCCAGAAUUAGUCAAUUUUGUAAUUUUCAAAGACCUUGUACUUACCAAUAUACAUGUGUGAAAUUUGAGGCCUGUCACUUCAGUGUCUGGGAAACUGUGACCAUCUUAAUGAAUGACCCCUUCCUGCUGCAAGCACUGUUCCAGAGAGUGAAAAACUUCAUUCCUGUGAUGAGAUCUGGAUACAGUUGUGACUGUAAUGAAUAUAAUAUUUAUAAAAUCACAUGAUUUUGUUUUUUGAUGUUAAUAAAAUGAUAUAAAGUCUCA